GUUAAAUCACAUUUUCUAAUUGAUGUUCACUCCAAUAUAUCAAUUAUCAAAAUACGAAUAUAUGAAAAAUGGAAGAAUGAUUUUGCUUGUCAGAGGUAAAAAAAUGUUUUUAAUAAACUUUAAUCAAGAAUAAAUCAUGUUUAAUUUUGUAUAAAUUUAUAUCAAUCCGCACAAGAAUAUAGUUUCAGGAAAAAUCUUCUGACACAUUUCACAUAGCAAGGAUACACUCCCGUUGAAAUCAAUUAAUUGUAAACAGAGUGUCAAAUAUGUUUCCUUUUAAACAAGAGUGUUUUCAUUGAUUGUUUGAAUUUUUGCUAAAAUUAAAUUUGACGUACACAUGGUUCAUAAGAUCGAUGUAUGCCCCGCGUUAUAAUCGCUUUUAUGCAAAUAAGCUCGGUGCGCGUUUUCCCGCGCUAAGGCAAAUACUUCAUCUAAAACAUUCCGUGAAAAGAAGUAGUGCACAACAAUUUUCCACUCAAAUGAUUUGUACACGUGUUGAACAACUUAAUGAGAUAAAUUGAAUUAUCAUCAGACUUUUUGUAAAAUGUAGACAAAUGAUUUAUCGUAAAAUAUUUACUGUUUUAUUCCAGACAAUUUAGAACUUCUUUUUUUUAUUCAUACGCGCCACGCUGUACGUUUUGUAAACAACAACACGUUGGAAGAUCAGAAGAAAAACACAAUAAACCAAGCCUAAAGAUGCUGACUUUAGCCAAGUUAAAGGCUAGCAAAGGGAACAAACCAUACUCUCAGCCAUUAAAGGUAAAAGUUUGUGGAGUAAGCAGUACUGCUCGAUAUCAAGUAGAGAGUGGAGAGAAAAAAGAAUACUGUGUCAUUGGAAUUGCAGACCACAGCAUGGCCAUGAAGGCAACUCUGUAUGACAUCAGCAAGAAAGCAAAUCUUGAUGAAGGCACAUCAGUGAUAGUGAUGAACUACAUACAUAAAACUGAGCCUACUGAAGGGAUAAUCAUCACCAAAAAUACCAAGGUCAUGAAGACCUCUGAUGUUGAUGUUCCUACUGAAAUUCAAAGACAGGGGGCAUUGAUUGCCAACCCCCCACCUGCUGAAACGUUGACCAUAAAACAGGUCAAAAGGUCCCCGAUUAAGUCCCUUGUGUCAGUGAAGGGAACAGUUAUAUCUGAGGACAUCACAAAAACAGUUAAAGUUAAGGGCAACGAUGUCCAGGUAAAAUCAGUAACAAUAAAGGAUGACACAGACACUGUCAAAGUGUCCCUUUGGAGGGACUUGACAUCAACAUCAGGAGUUGGCAAAUACCUCUGCUUUACAGAUGUUGUAGUAACAUCCUUUAAUGAGGAAACAUCAGUUUCCACUACAUCGAAAACAUCAAUUAAGGAGUGUGAGCCACCCGUAUCGAGCGUAGAGGGCACCAUUAUUGCAUAUGAAGAUUUAGAUAAUGCGUUCUCUAUUCUUAUUCAAGAAGAAGAAGAUAAGUAUACAACUUUUGAAGUUGAAAAGUGUCAAAUGAUAUUGGCAUUAGACUGCAAAGAAGAAGAACUAGUGAGCAACUUGAAGAUUAGAAUGCCUUUGACAUGUUUAUGUAAGGUCAAAAAUGGAAAUGUGGAGGAAAUCAGUUUGCAGUAAUGAGUUGUUUUCUGUCAUUGAACAAAACUGAACUAGUCAUGUACGGCUCCUCAUGUACAUGUUUUAUGUGUUGGUGGUAUGAUGAUGUUCAUAGUGUUUGUAUUGAAUUGGGUUAUUUUACUUCAUUUUAAGCUUGUAACUGUAUGUACUAAAUUGUAUCAUUAACAUUGUUACUAGCAGAAAGGCAGCAACUUAUUUGAAUUUACUGGGUUUCUACCUUUAACAUUGAAACUUCUAUUUGUUUUUGCAUUGAAUUCCUCAUCAAAUCCUUUUAUUAGUGUUUAUAAGUGGAGCUUUAGUGUUUAUCUUAUACCACAGAAUUUUAAUGAUCAUUCAAAUAUUUAUUUUACUUUAAAUGUUGAAAUUUUUUGAUGUCACACAAGGACAUUUUUGUAUUUUGAAACAUAUUGCUUAACAAAGCAAAAUAUUUUCUGACAGUAUUAGAAGUUUUUGUGUAAA
Molecule: messenger RNA, 2058 nt
Organism: Magallana angulata
Lineage: Eukaryota; Metazoa; Mollusca; Bivalvia; Ostreida; Ostreidae
Exons: 4
Coding region: 697-1599 (300 amino acids)
Source: RefSeq, a predicted model, not a curated record